Molecule: messenger RNA, 2133 nt
Organism: Dendrobium catenatum
Lineage: Eukaryota; Viridiplantae; Streptophyta; Magnoliopsida; Asparagales; Orchidaceae
Product: probable glucomannan 4-beta-mannosyltransferase 11
Exons: 10
Coding region: 187-1881 (564 amino acids)
Cellular component (GO): Golgi apparatus
Molecular function (GO): mannan synthase activity
Source: RefSeq, a predicted model, not a curated record
AUUUUUUUAUUUAUCGAUCGAUCCUGAUCGAUCUCUAAACUAACUAAUAUCGAUUUCCAGCAACUCCUCUGCAGGCUACCCUGGCCUAGCUAUUCAGAAGAUUAAGUCGGAGGAAUUAAGCUACCACGCUCUAACUGCUAGCGUCCAAUUAAGCAGCAAAAUUUAUACUAUACUACUUAAGCGCGCAUGGAAGCUUCCAAUGCGGGCGGCGGCAGCAGACACUUGCUUGCUUCGCUUUUAGCUUUCAUUUUAGGGGGAGCUAAUAAUUAUUAUGUUGAAGAAGGAGAAGAAGAAGAAGAAAGUGAGGUGGUGAUCAGGAAGGUUGUGCAGUGGAUUCGGUGGGCGUGGGAGGUGGUGAGGGAGUCGGCAUUGGUGCCGGCGCUGCGCCUCGCGGUGGCGAUGUGUCUGGUUAUGUCUGUAAUAAUGGUUUUGGAAAAGAUAUUUAUGGGCGCCGUCAGCCUCUUCGUCAGGCUCGCCGGCCGUAGCCCAUCGAAAGUGUACCGCUGGGAGCCAUUUCCCGACCACUUCGAUGAGGAGAUGCAGCAGGGAUCCAUCGAUAACCAUCCAAUGGUCCUCAUCCAAAUCCCUCUUUUCAACGAGCGUCAGGUUUAUAAUGUGGCCAUUCGUGCAGCAUGCAAUCUUCUUUGGCCGUCUGAUCGUCUUGUCAUCCAAGUUCUCGAUGACUCAACUGAUUUCGUUGUCAGGGAAUUGGUGAAGGAUGAAUGUGAGAAAUGGAAAAGAAAUGGGAUUAAUAUAAAUCUAGAAACAAGGGAUCAUAGAAAAGGUUACAAGGCCGGUGCUUUGAAGGAUGGGAUGAAAAGCAGCUAUGUGCAAAAAUGCGAAUAUGUAGCCAUAUUUGAUGCUGAUCAUCAACCAACUUGUGAUUUUCUCAAACAAACGAUUCCAUUUCUCAUACACAACCCCAAAAUUGCUCUCGUCCAGGCACGAUGGAAGUUUGUGAAUGCCGAUGAGUGUCUGAUGACAAGAAUUCAAGAGAUGUCAUUGGAUUACCAUUUCAAGGUGGAGCAAGAAGCAGGCUCAUCAACCUUUGCAUUUUUUGGCUUUAAUGGGACUGGUGGAAUAUGGCGCAUCAUGGCCAUAAAGGAAGCUGGUGGUUGGAACGAGAGAACUACAGUAGAAGACAUGGAUUUAGCAGUUAGAGCAAGUCUUAAAGGCUGGAAAUUUAUCUUUGCUGGUCAUAUUAAGGUCAAAAGUGAACUACCUUGCACCUUUAAGGCCUAUAGAUAUCAACAGCAUCGCUGGUCCUGUGGACCUGCAAAUUUAUUGAGACAUAUGACUUUUGAGAUUAUUGCAGCUAAGAAUGCGACGAUAUGGAAGAAAUUGUAUUUGUUGUACAGCUUCUUCUUUGCUCGGAAGAUUAUAUGUCAUAAUGUCACAUUCUUCUUCUACACCAUAGUGAUCCCAAUUUCAAUUUUUUUCCCUCAAGUAGUGAUUCCGAAGUGGGCGGUGGUCUACAUUCCUACAACAAUUACCAUUCUCAGCUCAGUAACAACCCCAAGUUCCAUUCAUCUGGUUUUGUUAUGGAUUUUGUUCGAGCAAGUGAUGUCCUUCCAUCGAUGCAAAGCGGUGUACAUCGGAUUGUUAGAAGCAGGGAGAGUGAAGGAAUGGAUUGUUACCGAGAAGUUUGGAAGCAACAAUAUGCAGAAUGGUAUGAAAGCUGAUCAUAAGAAGCCGAAAAGCAAGUUAUGGGAGAGAUUAAAUGUAACGGAGCUUGUUCUGGGUGCAUUCCUCGUCAUAUGUGCGUCUUAUGACAUCGCCUAUCGAGUAAAGGCCUACUACUACUACAUACUUCCUCAGUCGCUUUCAUUCCUCAUCGUCGGCUUUGGGUUCGUUGGAAACUUGUCCCAAGCAAACUUAUAAUCGAUGAUCGAUCAACAGAAAUAAUACAUUUCGGCCAUCAAUGAAUGAAUUAAUAAUUGAGCUAGAAUAAUAAUGCACAUAUGUACGUCAAAAUAAAACGGCAGUGGGUGCCAUAUCGCCAUUAUAUAUAUUGCCAGCUAUUUUGGAGGUUAUUGAUAAUGUCAUCAGAUUGCAUACCUCCCUCCCUCCCUCCUAUGUAUCUCUCAUUAUUGUACGCCUAAUAAGAAUGCAUGAGAUUUAAUUUACUGGAAA